CUACAUUAAUCUGAAUGUUUUGAACAAAAGGGUGCUCAAUGACACUGAAGUUUCUGUUUACUAUUUAUGCUCAAAUCCAUGCAUCGUCACUAUAGAGGCCAUAGCUUCGUUGGAAUUCAGAACAGGUGUGUCAGUGUAUAAGAAGAGCUGGGAGGAUAGCCACCUCCACAGCAGCAGGAGUCGAACGGUGAAGCUGAAAUUUCCAAGCAGCAUGGUUUUCAGAGAUGACUAUUUCAUCAGACAUUCCUUAAUCGUGCAUACAGUGAUACUGUAUGCAUGGAUUACUCAUAAGCAAGUGAGGAUCCAUCACACUCAGCGAGGGGAAGGAUACCUGCAGGCUGUUGCCAAAGACUACGCUUUGUUGGAAACUGUUCCACCUUUCGAGCGUCCAUACAAAGACCACAAAGUGUGUUUGAAAUGGAACUUGGAAUAUACAUGGAAACUGCAGUCAAACAGGAUUCCUCAGUGUCUGCACGAGACAGACGCUGUUGAGAUCCUCAGCUUUCCAUACGCAUCCAGUGGAGAGAUGGCAGGCAUUGUGAAGAAGUUUCAGAAAUUCAAGAACAGAGAGCUGGAAACAAUCAGGAAGCAUCAGAUUGGUUACCCCAUCUUUACUGUUUCAGUCUGGCUUUAUUUACUCCAUUACUGCAAAAAACCUUUGUGCGGACUUCUGUACUUCAUUGAUUCUGAAGAAAUGUAUGGGACCCCUUCUGUAUUUCUAACUGACAAAGGUUAUGUCCACAUCCAGAUGCACCUUGUCAAAGGAGGAGACCUUGCUGUGAAGACCUCCUUCAGCCUUCCUCUGAAGGAGUGGCUUCGACUUGACCUCUCCGUCAAUGGAGGGCAGAUAGAAAUAUCCAGCGUUGAAAAGAAUCUUUAUAGUCGCCGGCAUCAAACAUUUAUUUUUAGGGAAGAUUUCUUUUAUGAUGACACUUCGGGAUAUUUUGUUCUUGGAGGCAGCAGCUAUAAGUCCGGUAUCGAAGGAUACUUUGGCCCAGUGAAAUACUAUCGGCUUAAUUCUCUAGGGACAAGAAGGAUCUGUAACCUUUUUUACAACUCUGAAAUUAUGGACAGAAUUGAACUGUACUACAAAAAAUGUGCAGCUAUCCAAAGCAUGGCAUCUGAGUAUGGAUUCAGGCUGAGACAAGAAGAGGGAAAGUGCCUUCGUGAAAACUAUUAUUUGGAAAUGAACAACAAAUAUGGAGGAAACAGCAAGUGCCAGACCUCCUUCUGGGGGAAAGAGCUGAGGGAUAAAUUUGAGGAGCUAUUCAAAGAACUGCAAGAUACUGACUUACGUUUGCCAGGCGUUCCUGAAAACCAGAAGGAUACAGUAUUAGAAAUUGGACGCAGGAUAUUUGAGAAAGCUGCUCAGAAUCUAUCCAGGGCCGAUGGUUUACAUUAUAUCAACUCCUCUGUCCUGUCUCUGAUGGUCUCAAGCUGUUUGGAUUAUCACAGGGCUUCUUAUGUCCUUGCUGUAAUCUUUGAAAUCGGACUAGGUUUGCCUGUCGACCCAACCCAGGGGCUGCUGUACAGCUUGAUCGCUGCGCAGGGAGGCGAUCGGCUGGCUUUGAUCAGCCUUGGAUAUAAGCACUAUCAAGGCAUUAACGGUUAUGCCCCCGAUCUGGAGAUAUCGUAUGCGUACUAUAGCGAUGUGGCUGCAAAGACACCCCAUGAUCAUCAGCAUGCAGAAGGAGACCAAGCAUUUGUAGAAGUAAUAAGGCUUGAGGAUGACAAUUUACUGAAAGCUCAAACCAAAGAAAAUGGGGACCUCUUUAUGUGGCUGAAACAUGAAGCAACAAGAGGAAAUGCAGCUGCCCAGCAACGGCUGGGACAGAUGCUUUUUUGGGGCCAGCAAGGAGUAGAAAAAAAUCCUGAAGCAGCCGUUGAGUGGUAUGCAAAGGGUGCCUUGGAAACCGAAGACCCAGUAUCCCUCUAUGAUUUCUCCAUUGUGCUGUUCAAGGGUCAAGGUGUGCAAAAAAACCAAAGACUUGCUCUACAUCUGAUGAAAAAAGCUGCUUCAAAGGGUCUGCCUCAGGCAAUGAAUGGGCUGGGCUGGUAUUAUCAUAACUUUAAGAGAGACUAUGCAAAAGCCGCCAAAUAUUGGUUAAAAGCUGAAGCCAUGGGCAGUCCCGAUGCCUCCUUCAAUCUCGGUGUCCUCUAUUUAGAUGGGAUUCACCCGAAAACAACGGGUAGAAAUCACACUGUUGCCGCCGAUUAUUUCCGUAAAGCCGCAGAAGGUGGCCACAUGGAAGGAACGUUGCGAUGCUCUCUAUAUUAUAUCACAGGAAACUUGCCAAGCUUUCCUAGGGACCCCGAGAAGGCAGUAAUCUGGGCAAAAUAUGUGGCAGAAAAAAACGGCUACUUGGGCCACGUCAUCCGAAAAGCGCUCAACGCUUAUCUGGAUUUGUCAUGGCAUGAAGCCUUCCUGUAUUACAUUCUGUCUGCAGAGACCGGGAUUGAAGUGUCGCAGACAAAUCUGGCACAUCUCUGCGAAGAGAGGCCAAAUGUGGCAAAAAGGUACUUGGCUAUGGACUGCGUUUGGAGAUACUAUAAUUUUUCAGUUUAUCAAAACAACGCUCCGUCGUUUGCUUAUUUAAAGGUAGGAGAUAUCUACUACUACGGAUAUCAGAACCAAUCCAAGGACUUCGAUAUUUCAGUACAAAUGUAUGCCCAAGCAGCAGUGGAUGGAGAUGCACAGGGGUUCUUUAACUUGGCCCUUCUGCUGGAAGAAGGUUAUCCCAUCCCUGAUCAUAUUUUAGAUCAUUUAGAUAUCGACAGGACCACUGAUUCCAGUAAUAUCUCUAUUCUUCAGACUCUUUACGAAAGGUGUUGGAAUCAUAGCAACCAAGAAUCGAUUAGCCCAUGUAUGCUAGCUUCCCUUUAUCUUCACCUGAGGAUUUUUUUGAAGGACGUUUUACAUUCUGUUCUGAUUUACUUCCUGGGUGCCUUCAUCAUCUCUGCAUUGGUGGUUAAUUUUGUCAUGCAGUGUUCUCCGGCUCUGCUGGCAGUUUCUCAGGCCCCAACGUUAUUAUCGCCUGAAGAAACUCCAGUUGAAUAUUCUUCCACAGAAGAAAAUACAGACGAGACCAGCUCAGCCAAGCCAGAAGAGUCUACUGCUACAAAUAAUUCAGAAGAGAAUGGCUUAGGUCCUCAGCACGUGCACUCCAGCAGCUGA
Euleptes europaea (tarantolino) is the source of this 3175-nucleotide messenger RNA. RefSeq names its product SEL1L family member 3 (gene SEL1L3). The record is from RefSeq and is a predicted model, not a curated record. Gene Ontology annotation, molecular function: protein binding. NCBI's taxonomy places the organism in Eukaryota, Metazoa, Chordata, Lepidosauria, Squamata, Sphaerodactylidae. Bases 212 to 3175 code for a protein of 987 amino acids. The transcript is spliced from 23 exons.